Molecule: messenger RNA, 2937 nt
Organism: Fundulus heteroclitus (mummichog)
Lineage: Eukaryota; Metazoa; Chordata; Actinopteri; Cyprinodontiformes; Fundulidae
Gene: pter
Product: phosphotriesterase related
Exons: 5
Coding region: 151-1200 (349 amino acids)
Biological process (GO): catabolic process
Molecular function (GO): zinc ion binding
Source: RefSeq, a predicted model, not a curated record
GCGGAAACUCUCGCGAUAAUUGACUUGUCAGCGCGACGUGUUUUGGAGCUAAUCCGCUGCAGCAGCUGUCAGAGCUCGGCUUGUGGUGGAAGUAGAGUCCGUUGAACAGAAACCAGGUUUGUGGGAAUCCUGACCUCUGAUUGGAGCGUCAUGUCGGCAGCAAGUGGGAAGGUGCAGACCGUCCUGGGUCUCGUGGAUCCAGACCUGCUGGGCCGCACCAUGACCCACGAGCACCUGGUCAUGGGCUUCGAGUGCAGCUACACCCCACCUCCACCUGGCGACGAGGCUGUGGCGGAGAACCCGUUCCAGAUGCAGCACAUGCACUGGCUCAGGCAGAACCCCUACAGCUGCAGGGAGAACCUGUUCCUGUCGCAGGAGGUCGCCGCCCUGCGGGACGAGCUGCUGGCCUACAGGAGGGCCGGCGGGGGUGCCAUAGUGGAGAACACCACGACGGGCAUCGACCGGGACCUGCCCGCCCUCCGACGGCUGGCCAAGGACACCGGGGUCCACAUCAUUGCGGGGGCCGGGUACUACAUAGACAGCACCCACACUGAGGCCACCAGGAAGAUGACUGUGGAGAAGCUCACGGACAACAUCGUCAGCGAGGUGCUCCACGGCGCUGAUGGCACAGACAUCCGAUGCGGCGUGAUCGGCGAGAUUGGCACCGGCUGGCCAAUCACGGAGAGCGAGAGGAAGGUGCUGAGGGCCACUGCCCAGGCCCAGGCCCAGCUGGGCUGCCCCGUUAUCAUCCAUCCUGGCAGGGACCCGGCCGCUCCGGCUGAAGUCGUCCGGAUUCUCCAGGAAGCUGGCGGGGACAUAAGCAAAACUGUCAUGUCUCACCUGGACAGGACGAUUUUCGAUGAAGGCGAUCUGCUUGAGUUUGCAAAUAUGGGCAGCUACCUGGAGUACGACCUGUUCGGCACGGAGAUGCUGAACUACCCGUUCAACCUAAAAGUGGACAUGCCCAGCGACAGCCAGAGGGUGAAAACCUUGGCUUUUCUGGUAAAGGAGGGCUAUGAAGACAAGAUACUGAUGGCCCACGACAUCCACACCAAGAACCGUCUGACCAAGUUUGGCGGCCACGGCUACUCCCACAUCCUCAAGAACAUCGUGCCGAAGAUGCUGACCAGAGGCAUCACGCAGCACCAGGUGGACAAAAUCCUCAUCGACAACCCUAAACGCUGGCUGACCUUCAAAUAAAACCAAACAAAAAAGAUCAUAAUAAUAAUAAUAAUGGAAGCAGAUUUAACGGUGCUGUGAUUUUAUUAUCAACAUCACACAAUAAAUAUUUGGAGAUCUUUUUGAUAAUCACACUCAUUUGUUUAAAGCCACAGUGAUUCAAUGUAGAUACUGCUACUGUUCUUGAUUUUUUUUUUUUUCGAACAGUUUAUUUUAUAAAAAAUAAACAAGGCUGCAAUUUGUUCAGAUGAAGAACUCUUAACAUAUUCUUUAAAAAAUUUAAUUAGAGAUCUGCCUAUGAAUAGGGCCAGUUUUGCCUUGAUUGGCUAGUCUGUCAACAACAGGGCAAAUACUGAGGAAUCCAAUUUUAUUUUUCCUUUUUAUCAAGUGUAUCAAAACUAAGAACUCCACUAUUUUCAGUGUAUAACCACACCAACCAGCGACAUAUAGUUGGAUACAUUUUUAUUGAUUUCAAUCAAAAUAAGAUAAGGACAAGUGUUGUGAUGCAUAAAUGGAGAUGGUCUUGUAAUCCUUGUCAGAAUCAGAAUUACUACCUCUAUCACUGCAGCACAUUUUUCUGUGUAGUAUGUUGGAGUACUUACAAGAAACUUCCGAAAAAUAUCACUGUCAAUCACAAUUAGGGCAUCGCUAAUUAAUAGGAUUUUCUGUCGUCAGAAUUUGCUUUGUAUUUGUGGCGCUACCGUGGUCACUCUGUAAGCAAGACUUUUAAUUUCUCCUCUGUUUCAUGUGCUCUUUCUUUUUCUUCUUGUUUUUUUGUUGCUAUGGCAAGCUUGGUUCAAGUUAGAGAUGCACCGAUUUAUUGGAAGAGAUUGGAAUCGCUCAAUUUUCCUUUGAUUUUCUCUGAGCUGUUGUCGGUCGGCUAAAUAUUGAAAAAUCGAAUUUCUUUUCUCUGUUCUCUUACAUAACAACUAAGAACCUCUGCCUCUGAGUAUUUUCACUUCAUAAAGGAUUCAUCCAACAACAACACUUUUUUUUUUGCACUGGUAUUGUGUUUAUUAAAAUCAGAUACAUGUUAGAGACAUUUGCUUUGACGCUUCAACGGGGAUAAUCUUGUUACUAUCAUGUGUUUUUAGUGUUUAAGGAAAUAGUAAAAUCGUAAUCGGUCCACUUUGGAAUUGGCAGGUUCAGACCUCAACGAGAACCCGGAAUCGAUAUCGAAGAGGAAAAACAUGGUCUUAUUCAAUGAUACGUCAGUCACUUUUAAAGGAGUUAUGUGUUUCAUGUUAACUUUGCUUUCUUCUUUUGGCCUACUUGAUUGGUCGAAACCAGAAAUGCACCAACCCACCAGCCAGAGAUUUGAAUCAGCAAAGUUUCCCUUGAUCUGUUCUGAUUGGGGAUCAGCACAUCACAUAAUAAAAAACAGUUUUUUUUAGCCUGUAAAACAUAUGAAAUUAAAGAACUCCACCUGUUUUAAGUCGGGGACUUGUGCGCUGAUGCAUAACUGAGGACAUUCUUGUAAUUAUUUCAUUUCCUGUUGGAUUCAAACCCACCACCGCCCGCUGCACAUUUUCUCACCCGCAUGUGUUAUAAUCUUUAGAAAAAGACGAUAGAUCAGACAAAAACCGUCAAAUCAGACCUAAAGGAAAACAGACAAUCUUUAUUGGGCAGAGAAAGCCGAUUGUUGCAUCUCUUAUUAGAACUUUUUGUCCUUGUAUUCGUGAUCAUUAGUCUUGUUGUAAGAAGACUUUAUUUUGGCCAGUUUGACUGGUCAAAACCAUUAAAGAUAUCCCCCCUUUU